Messenger RNA from Capra hircus (goat), 3901 nucleotides. RefSeq names its product phosphoinositide-3-kinase regulatory subunit 2 (gene PIK3R2). Bases 555 to 2885 code for a protein of 776 amino acids. The record is from RefSeq and is a predicted model, not a curated record. Gene Ontology annotation, molecular function: 1-phosphatidylinositol-3-kinase regulator activity; protein binding. The transcript has 17 exons. Lineage: Eukaryota; Metazoa; Chordata; Mammalia; Artiodactyla; Bovidae. Gene Ontology annotation, biological process: phosphatidylinositol phosphate biosynthetic process; insulin receptor signaling pathway. Gene Ontology annotation, cellular component: phosphatidylinositol 3-kinase complex.
UCGGAACCGCGGCGGCAGCGGCGGAGGCGGGGAUCCCGCGGCUGCGGCGACGGCGGCCGCGGUGAAGCCACGGGUCUGGCUCGGUUCGGCGUGACGGUGGCCGCGGCGGCUGCGGUGGCGGCUACGACCAGGUCGGUGUCCCGAGCCGAGCAUGGUGACAGCCUGUGCCCUCGGCCCCCUCGCCUGGCGCAGCUGGAAGAGCCGCCAGCCUCGGGAGCCGAUGGCCCCCCUCGUGAGGGAGUGAGCAACCUGGCCCCGCCCUACGGAUUGAGGGGGGACGCAGCAGCUGAGUGACCUGAGAUCAGGCUGCCGACCCCCUCCCACCAGUUGACGAAUGGUGGAACAAGCAACGAGGGACCCUUGUUUGGGUCGUGAAAUAAUGGUGGGAAGCAAAGCGUGAGCAUCCCAGGUGGUCGCCUGUAACUUCUUGGUGGAAAUCGAAGCCUGAGUCCCCAAGCCCAUCCAUCGGACCCUCCCGGCCCCCCACCCCGGGCUGAUGGGGCCACUGGGGCCCCAAGCAGCCACCUGACCAUCCAGACCCCACCCUGCCAGCCAUGGCUGGCCCUGAGGGCUUCCAAUACCGUGCAUUGUACCCAUUCCGCCGGGAGCGGCCGGAGGACCUGGAGCUACUUCCGGGUGAUGUGCUGGUGGUGAGCAGGGCCGCCCUGCAGGCGCUGGGCGUGGCCGAGGGCAACGAGCGCUGCCCGCAGAGCGUCGGCUGGAUGCCUGGCCUCAAUGAGCGUACCCGGCAACGCGGUGACUUCCCUGGCACCUAUGUGGAGUUCCUGGGGCCCGUGGCCCUGGCCCGGCCUGGCCCUCGCCCACGUGGCCCCCGCCCACUGCCCGCCAGGCCCCGAGACGGGCCCCCUGAGCCAGCUGGGCCUUUCUGCAGCUCAAGCACCACCUGGCCCAUCACUCAGGGAGGCCCCACAGGCCCUGGCUUGCCCCUGCUGUGUGCCAGGGCGUCCCCGCCAAGGGCCAAAGCUGCAUCAAAUGGUGGCUGUGCCGACAGAGAGCGCCUGAACACAAAAGGCCUGACACUCCCUGACCUACCCGAGCAGUUCUCCCCCCCUGAUGUGGCUCCCCCUAUCCUGGUGAAGCUGGUGGAGGCCAUUGAACGGACAGGGUUGGACAGCUACAGGCCUGAGCCACCCACCAUGCGCACAGACUGGUCCCUGGGUGAUGUGGAGCAGUGGGAUGCGGCAGCCCUGUCAGAGGGUGUGAAAAGCUUCCUGCUGGCGCUGCCGGCGCCCCUCGUGACACCCGAGGCCGCGGCCGAGGCACACCGAGCCCUGCGGGAGGCUGCGGGGCCCGUGGGGCCGGCGCUGGAGCCCCCGACGCUGCCACUGCACCACGCGCUCACGCUGCGCUUCCUGCUCCAGCACCUGGGCCGGGUGGCCAGGCGCGCCCCAGCCCCGGGCCCCGCGGUCCGUGCCCUGGGCGCCACCUUCGGGCCGCUGCUGCUGCGCGCGCCGCCGCCGCCCUCUCCGCCGCCAGGGGGCGCGCCCGACGGGGCCGAGCCCACCCCCGACUUUCCUGCGCUGCUGGUGGAGAAGCUGCUUCAGGAACACCUGGAGGAGCAGGAGGUUGCCCCCCCAGCACUGCCACCAAAACCCCCCAAGACAAAGCCAGCCCCCACAGGCCUGGCCAAUGGGGGCAGCCCACCCUCCCUGCAAGAUGCCGAGUGGUACUGGGGUGACAUCUCCAGGGAGGAGGUAAACGAGAAACUGCGGGACACGCCCGACGGCACCUUCCUGGUCCGAGAUGCCUCCAGCAAGAUCCAGGGAGAGUACACGCUGACCCUCAGGAAGGGCGGAAACAACAAGCUGAUCAAGGUCUUCCACCGAGACGGGCACUACGGCUUCUCGGAGCCGCUCACCUUCUGCUCUGUCGUGGACCUCAUCACCCACUACCGCCAUGAGUCACUGGCCCAGUACAACGCCAAGCUGGACACGCGGCUCCUCUACCCGGUGUCCAAGUACCAACAGGACCAGAUCGUCAAGGAGGACAGCGUGGAGGCGGUGGGUGCCCAGCUCAAGGUCUACCACCAGCAGUACCAGGACAAGAGCCGCGAGUACGACCAGCUCUACGAGGAGUACACGCGCACCUCCCAGGAACUGCAGAUGAAGCGCACAGCCAUCGAAGCCUUCAAUGAGACCAUCAAGAUCUUUGAAGAGCAGGGCCAGACGCAGGAGAAGUGCAGCAAGGAGUAUCUGGAGCGCUUCCGACGUGAGGGCAAUGAGAAAGAAAUGCAGAGGAUCCUGCUCAACUCGGAGCGGCUCAAGUCUCGCAUUGCUGAGAUCCAUGAGAGCCGCACAAAGCUGGAGCAGGAGCUGCGGGCACAGGCCUCUGACAACCGAGAGAUCGACAAGCGCAUGAACAGCCUCAAGCCAGACCUCAUGCAGUUGCGCAAGAUCCGAGACCAGUACCUUGUGUGGCUCACUCAGAAAGGUGCCCGGCAGAAGAAAAUCAACGAAUGGUUGGGGAUCAAGAACGAGACUGAGGACCAGUACUCACUGAUGGAGGAUGAGGAUGACCUCCCCCACCACGAGGAACGCACAUGGUAUGUAGGCAAGAUCAACCGCACCCAAGCUGAGGAAAUGCUGAGUGGCAAGCGGGACGGUACCUUCCUCAUCCGUGAGAGCAGCCAGCGGGGUUGCUACGCCUGUUCUGUGGUGGUGGACGGCGAUACCAAGCACUGCGUCAUCUACCGCACGGCCACGGGCUUCGGCUUCGCGGAGCCCUACAACCUGUACGGGUCCCUGAAGGAGCUCGUCCUCCACUACCAGCACGCCUCCCUGGUGCAGCACAAUGACGCGCUGACCGUCACGCUCGCUCACCCCGUGCGCGCCCCCGGGCCUGGGCCCCCGCCCGCUGCUCGCUGAGCAGGCGCGCGCGCCCAGAGCAGAGCCGCGCCGGCCGGAGGCUGCGGUGGCCGCGCAUCUGGACCGUCUUUCUAAUCUGUCUCUUCCUUGGGUUUCCUCUGCCUGUCUCUUCUUUGUGCAUCUCUCCAGGUGUGUCUGCUUUUCUCUUUCUCUCUCUGCAGUUCUGUCUCAGUCUCUCCUCUGUGUCUGCCUCUCUCUCCAUCUUUAUCUGGGUCUCUUUCUGUCCCCCGAUGUCACUCUGUCUCUCUCUAGCUCCAUCUGUCCGUCCCCUCUCUCUCUCCCCCCUUCCCCGUCUCUGUGUAUCCAUGUUGGGGGUCCCGCCUCCCCAACUCCACAGCCCCUGCCCCCAUAAUCACUGCCCUCCAACGGCUCUGGCCACCCACAACCUUGUGCCCUGUCCCCCACGGGCCUCCAGGGGUCCCCAGAGCCCCACCUGGCUGCACCUGCCGUGUUUACAGAGGCCCCUGGGUUGCGUGGCCCCCGCCUGGGUGCCCCGAUUUUUAAGCCAUAGACCUGGGGUCAGGGUAGGAAGGAACUUCGCUUGGCCACUUCCAAGAACCUCAGCCGUGACGUCUGGGGCCAGGCGGGACCUGCCCCAUAGACCCCAACUUCCCCUUCAAACCCUGAAGUGAAACCCGGCCCCGGGUUGUCCCCACCGUGGGGCUGCUGCCAAGAAGUACCCCUGAAAAAGAAAAUAAUUAAAAAUAAACUCACAGGCUGACCCCAGGCCUCCCAGGAACUGAGGCCACCAGCACCUCUGGGCAGCCGGCACAUAACGCUGCCCACAGCACCGUAGUCAACGCAGACUUAAGUCUUCUCCAUCAUGUUGGGCUCUGAUUUUAUUUUUCCUUAAGUGUACCUAAAGCCCUCUUUUCUCUCCUCUUUUGGGACGAGAGCCCUGAUUUUCUAUGCCACCCACGGACCCCAACCCCCUUUUCCUGCCUGUCUGGCUAGGCUGGCAGGCGGGUUUUGUAUGGUACGUUGAUACUGAUAUGGAUAUAAAACAUUGAAAUCGA